Molecule: messenger RNA, 980 nt
Organism: Linderina pennispora
Lineage: Eukaryota; Fungi; Kickxellomycota; Kickxellomycetes; Kickxellales; Kickxellaceae
Product: membrane-associated progesterone receptor component 1
Exons: 2
Coding region: 434-910 (158 amino acids)
Cellular component (GO): endomembrane system; membrane
Source: RefSeq, a predicted model, not a curated record
UUUCAAAUAGCUGUGCAUCUCUGAAGGUAAAAAACAAUGCGCAGCUCAGCUAUCAUCCUCUCUCUUGUUGGACUCGCCCUAGGGCAAGAAUCAGUUCUGCGUCAAGAACGGCGACGGCAACUACGUGUUCCAGGGAUCGUGCUCACGGUUCUACUCGUGCGCCAACGGAUUCGGGUGGCUGCAGGACUGCCCAGGCGACCUGCUGUUCGACACGGAGUUAAUGGAGUGCGUGUGGCACGAAAAGGUGCAGUGUGGCGACCGGCCUGUUGAGGCGCGUGGAUCUUCGGACAACUGAGAAUAGGUGUCGGCAGCAGCACUGGAGAUAAGGCAGCAGAAAGCGGUCUCGCUGACGGAUAUUGCUUUCUUAUUUCUUUUGUUGAAGGUGAAUUCGACUUUACCCCUCAUUUUCGCAACCUUUUUCUUCUCUCUCCAAAUGGCCGGGUCGACAGUGAAGACAGUCGUGGCGCUCAUUGCCCUCUACUACAGCUAUAAGGCCGUGUGCUAUCUCUGGACAAAGGACACCAAGAACCAGUCGCGCAGGCGUGCGCCCCUGCCGUACCGCAAAUACACGAAGCGCGAAUUGUCGCAAUUCACGGGCGAAAACAACACGCCGGUUCUUAUCGGCCUCGCCGGAAAGGUGUAUGACGUAUCGGCCGGCCGCGGGUUCUAUGGCCCAGGCGGUCCCUACAAUCUGUUUGCGGGCCGUGAUGCGUCGCGGCUGCUGGCAACGCAGUCGUUUGAUGAGGGCAUCACAGAGGAGGAGCUCGAUGCCCCGAUUGACAAGCUGGAGGGGCUGACGGAGGAUGAUCUAGAGCAGAUGGACGCGUAUAUAGGCCUUUUCAAUGUCAAGUAUCUGUGUGUGGGUGAGCUGGUUGAGCCCACCGCAGCGGACCUGGCAGUCAAAGAGUAGUGAAAGCGUGGAAAACUGGAUUUAUUUAAUACGAGCUUUUUUUUUCUACAAAUGAACAGGAUACGCAGCA